CGAGGCACCAAAGAGUUUAUGCGUGGGGCAUAUUACUUCGUGAUAGUGGGUCAAGAAGAUAUACCUCUCUUCGAAAUCACUCAAGGCCAAACACAAAAAAACGCAGAUCCAAAGAAUGACAUCAGAUACCUCUACCAGUUUGUUGCCCAUUCGGCAUUGGAUAUGGUGGACGAAAAAAUGUGGCUAUCAUCAUCGACUUAUCUUAAGAUCGUUGACAGGUUCAAUGAAUGGCUCAUCUCCGCCUUCGUCGCUCCAUCAGAUAUCCUUUUUAAACUACACUUAGCUCACUGUUGUCUCGACAAAGUAAGGCAAUUCUUCCAGGACGUAUAUGAGGCCUACGUGCGGCUAUCACUUAACCCGUUCUACGAAAGCAAUGAAAGAAUUACCUCCGAAGCAUUCCUCAGAAAAGUUCAACAGAUUUCGAGGAAACAUUUUGGAUAA
This is a messenger RNA of Rodentolepis nana, 441 nucleotides long. The record is from the annotation of a GenBank genome assembly. NCBI's taxonomy places the organism in Eukaryota, Metazoa, Platyhelminthes, Cestoda, Cyclophyllidea, Hymenolepididae.